Messenger RNA from Selaginella moellendorffii, 806 nucleotides. RefSeq names its product 50S ribosomal protein L20. The coding region runs from base 98 to 688 and encodes 196 amino acids. Lineage: Eukaryota; Viridiplantae; Streptophyta; Lycopodiopsida; Selaginellales; Selaginellaceae. Gene Ontology annotation, cellular component: ribosome. The transcript has 3 exons. Gene Ontology annotation, molecular function: structural constituent of ribosome; rRNA binding. The record is from RefSeq and is a predicted model, not a curated record. Gene Ontology annotation, biological process: ribosomal large subunit assembly; translation.
ACGAGCAUUGGAGAUGAUUUCGUAAAGUUCUUAAAGAAGAGAAUAUCGUUAAAUCUUAUUGUCAGGAGCAAAUAGGAUAGGUUUCUCUAGGGCGAGAAUGCUGCUCUCCUCUUCGCGAUCGUUCUUUACAUUCGGCAAUGGCGCGGCAUCGCUGUGCCAGCGGCAUCAGGUCAAAUCCAGCGCCAGGGUAGGCGCGGCGAGUCGCGGCGGCAGGGGCGCGGCGAUCAUCCGAUGCUCGCGCAGCAAGACGGGCAGCGCGUGGCGGAGCAGCAGCGACAAGGAGGAGGCGCGCAAGAUCCUGGAGAGGAGCAAGAAGGAGCUGGGGCCAUACCCUGGCAGGGGCAAGGUCGUGAGGAACAAGGCGCUGGUGCUGGAGCUGGCCAAGGGAUUUAGGGGCAAGAAGGUGCACAGGAUUGCGCGAGAUCGGGUCGCCAAGGCCCUGGAGCACUCGUAUCGCGAUAGGCGGAGGAAGAAGAGAGAUUUCCACAAGCUGUGGAUCACGAGAAUUGGGGCUGCUGCUCGACUCCACGGGCUUGGGUAUAGCGAAUUCAUGCACGGGCUCAAUCGCCAGAAAGUGGAGCUCAAUCGCAAGCUACUGGCAAACAUGGCGAUCUUGGAUCCGGAUUCUUUCAAGAGCCUGGCAGACUCAGUCUCCGCUCUUCCUCCGCUUAAGUCCCCAAUGAUAUGAACUAUAUUCUUUUGCCUCCCAAUGAUCUCUACGAGGGAACGAUUGAACCUCAAAGCAAAACGUUUGAGAGAAAAUCUCGUGUAAACUUACGAAGAAUCAAAAUCAAAACUUCCGGACA